This is a messenger RNA of Anopheles maculipalpis, 856 nucleotides long. RefSeq names its product arylalkylamine N-acetyltransferase 1-like. NCBI's taxonomy places the organism in Eukaryota, Metazoa, Arthropoda, Insecta, Diptera, Culicidae. Gene Ontology annotation, molecular function: N-acetyltransferase activity. Bases 8 to 856 code for a protein of 282 amino acids. The record is from RefSeq and is a predicted model, not a curated record. The transcript is spliced from 4 exons.
AGCCAAAAUGAAGGUAGACAUACAAAAUCACGUCGAUCAUCUGCCGGCGCUCAACGGUAUCACCGUUUCAUCUGCCCAUGAUUCCCUCACACUGGAUGAAACAUGUCUGAUGCUAUCGAAUCUACUAACGAGAAGCAACCGUAUGGCUUCGAAAGCGCCCAGCAUCUGCGAUGCAACGGCCAAUGUCGGUGCGAAAACGAACGAGAUCGAUAAGCAACUAUCGAUUUCGGUUAUUACUGAGGAGGAUACUGAGGACGUUUUGGAUUUGCUAAAACGAUUCUUCUUCAAGGAUGAACCCCUCAAUACGUACGUCCAGCUCGGCGAGUGUAAGGAGUUGGAAAAGUACUGCACCAAGAGUCUGGGAGAACGCUCCUCCUACAAGGCCGUCAAUUCGAGAGGCGAAAUUGUGGGUGUCAUCCUUAACGGUACGAUCAUGAAGCCGCAACCAGGUGAUGAACCUCCGCCCAAGCUAGCUGACGGAUGUGCACAUCCCAAGUUUCGGAAAAUCAUGGCCCUGAUGGAUCACGUGGAUGAGCAGUUCGAUAUCUUUGAGCUGUAUCCGGACAUCGAUCGAUUUUUGGACUGCAAAAUUCUUUCGGUCGACACCAACUACCGUGGGAUGGGCAUUGCUGGCCUGCUGACGGAUCGCACCCUCGAAUACGCUACCCGUAACGAUAUUAAGCUGAUACACGUCCUGUGCAGUAGCCAUUUUUCGGCCCGCGUCAUGGAAAAGAUGGACUUUACCGAGGUUUUCCGUCUACCGUACGCGGACUACCGUGUGAACGGGGAGCAGAUAUUUGACCCGGAGAAACCGCACGUGGCGCUAAGAAUUCUCACGAAACGAUUAGACCACUAG